Molecule: messenger RNA, 2615 nt
Organism: Anoplophora glabripennis (Asian longhorned beetle)
Lineage: Eukaryota; Metazoa; Arthropoda; Insecta; Coleoptera; Cerambycidae
Exons: 3
Coding region: 216-2375 (719 amino acids)
Source: RefSeq, a predicted model, not a curated record
ACUAAUUGUAAGUUUCAGACGCAAUUAGAUCUAGUCGUUAACGAUAUCUGUGGUUGUGAAGACGCUUCCGAAGAAGCAGUUACUUGGGCCGUCCCCAAACGAGUUCUCGCAUUUUUUGUUAUCGCCUUGUUUACAAAGCGGUCAUUCUUCUGCAAAGUACCGUUGGCAAAACAAAUCGAAAAACGAAUCCCGGCCUAUACAGUUCACAGUCGACGAUGGCGACAGCAGCAGCGACCCUUCUCCUUCUGGUGGUAAUUGCCUGUCUUCAGAAAGAAGCCAGCUCAAACAGACCGUCCUACGCGGGGAUAUCUGGAGGUACCUUGUCAAACUACGUAGGGCAAAUCAUACCACUUGGUACGCCAUGGCCUGCCAAAGCCGAAGAUUACUCCACCACUCCCAAACCGACCUUAGAAGAUAAAUUGUACACCAUUUCUAGUACAGAAACAGCUACGUCUGGUACUACAGGACCUGUUAAUGUGACAGAUUCCUCUAGAACCACCACAGAGGCUCACAUCGAGAACUCUUCGAAGGUGCCGAGUUCCUCGCAGCCUCCUAUUGUUUUGGAAUACCAACCCGACAGACCUUCCUUUGCGGGAUCUACAGGUGGUACUUGGGAAAGUUACGUUGGGCAGAGGGUACCACCUGGUACGCCUUGGCCGGAAAAAGUGGACAAAUCAACGUCACUUCCUCCCAAACAAGGGGACGGUUUUAGUUCUUCUGGUACUACCAUCCAAGAAGAACAAUCUUAUACUACUGUGAGGUACCAGAACACUACUAUAGAAGCAGUACUAAACCAAACUAAUAAAGAUGACAGUGGUGUUCAGCCUUCUACUGUCUUGGAAUACAAACCAAACCGUCCAUCUUUCGCUGGAUCCAUUGGAGGUACCUGGGAGGGUUAUCUUGUGCAAAAAAACCCAAAUGGUACUGCUAUUGAGAAGCCAACGAAUGUUAUUUUCAACUCUAAUUCCUCAACAACUUCUAGACCUUCUAUCGUUUUAGAGUAUCAACCUGACAGACCAUCUUUCGCGGGAUCAACAGGUGGUACUUGGGAAAGUUUGGUUGGACAAAGAGUACCAAACGGUACCACAACUGAGAAACAAGGAAACGAUUCUCCAAUUUCUAGUACAACUUCUAGUCCUUCUAUAGAUUUGGAUUAUAAACCUAACAGACCUUCUUUCGCUGGAUCAACGGGUGGCACCUGGGAAAGUUUGGUUGGACAAAGAGUACCAAACGGUACCACAACUGAGAAACAAGGAAACGAUUUUCCCAUUUUUACUACAACUUCUAGUCCUUCUAUCGUUUUGGAUUAUAAACCUAAUAGACCCUCCUUUGCUGGAUCAACGGGUGGUACUUGGGAAAGUUUGGUGGGACAGAGAGUACCAAACAGUACCACAACUGAGAAACAAGCAAUUAUUUCCCAUUCGUCAACAUCUAAUUCCGUAAUUUUGGAAUAUAAACCUAAUAGACCUUCUUUCGUUGGAUCAAUGGGUGGUACUUGGGAAAGUUUGGUUGGACAAAAAGUACCAAACGGUACCACAACUGAGAAACAAGGAAACGAUUCUCCAAUUUUUUUUACAACUUCUAGUCCUUCUAUAGUUUUGGAUUAUAAACCUAACAGACCUUCUUUCGCUGGAUCAACGGGUGGUACUUGGGAAAGUUUGGUAGGACAAAGGAUACCAGAUAGCAGUACCACUACCGAGAAACAGUCAGUGGUUGUUGUCAACUCUACUUCUACAGUAUUAGAGUACCAGCCCAAUAGACCUUCUUUCGCAGGAUCAACAGGCGGUACUUGGGAAAGUUUGGUUGGACAAAAGGUACCAAACGGUACCACAACUGAGAAACGAGGAAACGAUUCUCCAAUUUUUACUACAACUUCUAGUCCUUCUAUAGUUUUGGAUUAUAAACCUAACAGACCUUCUUUCGCUGGAUCAACGGGUGGUACUUGGGAAAAUUUGGUAGGGCAAAGGGUACCAGAUGGUAGUACCACUACCGAUAAAGAGACAAAUGUUCUCAAUUCUACAUCUGUUACGAUUUUAGAGUACCAACCUAAUAGACCAUCUUUCGCUGGAUCAAGGGGUGGUAUUUGGGGUAGUUUGGUCGGACAGAGAAUACCAAACGGUACUACAAGUGAGAAACAAGUAAACGUUUCUUCAAUUUCUGACUCACCUGCUUAUAAUGCUUCUACGAUUUUAGAGUACCAACCCAACGGACCUAAUGUUGACAGCGAUAUUAAUAAGGAUAUUAUUAAAGCAACGAAAAAAUUUCUGGAGGCAGAAAAAUGCAAGGACAAUUUUACCAUCAAGGAUAAUACCACAGACGUACAGGUUGUUUUUAAUUCGAUUCUUAAUAUCGAGCGAGAUCGUGAGGAAAAAUAAAAUAUAGUAAUCGUAUAUGUGAUAAUUUUUUAAAAGAGAAUUAAAUUAUAUUUGUGACUGUGCAGCUGUCUUUGCAACAUGAUUUAUGAGACGUUCCUGAUAAGCCUAUAAUAAUUUGUAAAAAUAAUUGUUUAAUUGUGUUAUACAUUGGCAUAUUUAUGUCGCAUGGGAAGAUAAAUGUAUUUGCAAUAAUUUAUUUAUAUCUAGGAUUGCAAUAAAUAAACGAAUCUAAUAAAUUCA